Zootermopsis nevadensis is the source of this 18058-nucleotide messenger RNA. NCBI's taxonomy places the organism in Eukaryota, Metazoa, Arthropoda, Insecta, Blattodea, Termopsidae. The record is from RefSeq and is a predicted model, not a curated record.
AUGCGUCGUGUCGCGGUCGUGUCCGGUACUCGGUCCAGUCAUGACACUGUCCCUAGUGUUGGUAACACCGGUGCGGAAGGAGAGGUCUCACUCAUUGACACUACUGAUUCUUCGCUGUCAGAUUCGGUAGCACUCCCAUCGUCUUCUUCGGAUCAUGACCUGAGCGUGGACACGCGGAUUCGAACCGGAGGCUCCCCGGCUUCACCCAGACCUACAAGGCGGUCGUUCGAUAUAAUACAUGAUGGUGCAGGUCCUAAACUUCGAACAUCGGAUCUCUCUCUUGAUUAUUCUGCUGUCUCCAUUGCUGAGUCUCAGCAUCUGGGUCCAGGCUUGUCCGUCCCAAGGCUUGAAGGUUCCUCGUCAAUAGUCCCGCCUGAUGCCGUCCCCAGGACUUGGACCUCUGUCCAGAUAUCUGAGGAACGCCUGUCUCCAAUCUUGGACGUUCAUGCGGUUACACCUCCUAGAGUGAAACACAAAUUCCAAUAUGAAGAUGAUGGUGGAGAAGAGGAAGCAGUUGCUGUUUUCCUGUCCUCUCCAGGUAAAACAGAUCAUCUGUCCACAGCACCUACAUUCAACCUGAAUUUGGCUGCUGCUGCAUCUGUUCAGAGCAUGGCUUCAGAACUAGAGCUACUAUUACAAGAGGUCCAAAGGAAUAUGAGGUUAGAUGAUCACUGGGAUUCGGAAUCAGUAAAACUUAGGGUAGAGAAUCUACAUUCUAAAACUAGAUUGCUCAAUCAGUUUGUAAAUAAUGAACUCUAUGAAGGUAAGUUUCAUGCUGGAGAUGAUAAAUAUGAUGAAGUUAAUGGUGUAGAACGUACUGUACCAGAACUGCGAGCAAUAAUGAGUUCAAUAGAGAGAGAUAAUACAGCUCUAAGUGAUGCACACUCCGUCUCGACAUCUGUAUGUGUUCAUUCUAAUUCCCAAACAGUGUGUGACCAGGUGUCUGGAACGCGGUCCUGUGUACAAGGUUCCAACUACAUUCAGGACACAGUCCGCAAGCAAGACACACCGACACAUGGAACAGUAAAGUUCAGCUUAGCCAUAGAUUCAUCAGACUGCUUAUUUAAUGAGGAUGAUUCUUUUGAUCUAGCCGAAGAGGAUAUUUAUACCCAGUCAACUUCAGGUUCAGAAUUUGACUGUGCCAUAGUAGAAUCUUCUUCUAAUCCUCUUGCAGUGAUAGAGGAGGAGGCUGCAGCAGCAACAGAUGAGGAACAAGAGUUAAUUCCUAUUGAUGACAUUCCUUUAAAAAAGCAGCAUAUUGACUGGGAACUUGAUGUACUUAGCAGGUGCUGCUCUGUCACAUCUGAGAGCAACUCUCUGAGUGACCAGCCACCAAAUUUCUCAGUUUCAGAUAGCAACAUGGCACUCAGACCUGGUGAUGUUAUGCAUUUGAUAGAAACCACACUUGAUGAUGAAAGUGACACUGAUGUGUUUAUAACAAGACAGCUUGGUGACACAGUCACAACAUCUAUCAUCGCAGAUGAGCUUUAUAGUUGUACAGGGGAAUCCAAGAACAGUAUUACGCCAUUGCCACCAGUAGAUGAUGGGUUCAGUGACCUUGUGUUUCUUGAGGCCUCUGAUGUUGAUGAAGAAGGUAAUGGACCAUCAGUGUUCCCUAAGAUGACCAGUCCUAAUGGUAGUAUGUUAUGUUUCCCAGAUACCAGAGAAUGUAAGUCUUGUAAAGGACGUAGCCAAUCAGACAUAUCAACCAUUGAGACUUUUGUUGAGUCAUCUAGUGGGUUCCAUAAUGUGCACAGUAGAGGAAUCUUUAAUCUUGCAGACAUGGAAGAUUUUGAAGCUUCAGCAGACAACGUUCAUGGCAGUAAAUCACACGAAUUUGAAAGUACUGAGUUCCUUGAUAAAUUUACAUGUGAUAGGAAUACUGUUUAUGUGAAAGGCAAAAUAAUUCAGUCUACUCAACUUUCAUCAUCCCCAGCCAUUUCUUCUGACCAAUUCUCAAUUGAAGAAUGUAUUUGUGACAAACUGAGUCUGUCACCUUGCCUUCCAUCUCCAAAGAACAAUACAAGAAAGAUUUCUCUGGCUCCACGACCACCAUCAGCUUCUUCCGGUGAUAGUGAAGUUCACCUGUCUGAUUGUGAUGAGAAUCAGCAGAGUAAGCAGGGACUUGGCCAUUUCAAGACAGCAAGAGCUUGUUCCUGCACUAUUUGUGCAGUCAUGGAUAUUGAUGGCCUUGAGUUAUUCAAAAAUAACUUUUCCACCCACCAACAGUUACCAGACUUUUUAGAUUGUGGUGCUUUUACUUCAUUCAUCUCCCAUGAACCACACCAUAAGCUUGACUUAGUUUUUCAUUCAAAAUCAGAUGAAAUUGUCCCUACAGAUCUUUGUAAGUCUUCACCGCGAAAUGUACAAGAUAGAUUUAUAUCGAAGCUCAGUUUUUCAGAAUUAUAUGUGGAUUCCCAGACUAAUAUUGAAGAUGAUGAGAGUACCUACAAAGGUACAGACAAGGGAGGACAAGUCACAGACGGUAUUAAAUCUGUUUUUGUUCUCCCACUUACAGAAAUGGAGGAACUUCAUGCUACAUUAUCUGUGGUACAUAAAAGUGAAAUGAAUGUAGUUAAUUUUACACCUACUUACAUAGCGAUGAAAACCACACCUUUUACAGAUUUGGUGCAACUUGGGUCAGAGGGAAGCAAUGAAGCUGUCACUCUAAGAAUUGAAAAUUCACAGUUAGGGCAGACACCUGUUUCUGGAGAUUGCACUGCUGAAGGCAAUCUUAAGGCCAGUGAAGUGGAUAUGAGAUUCAGUGAAAAAUCAUCUAAUUGGAAGAAAGAAAAUUAUGAUGUAAACUUCAAAGAAGUUACUGGUAAAAACUGUGUGGUGGUUGAACCUUCAGACAAUAUCUUGUCCAUGACUACAGAGCCCACAACAACUAAGAACUAUAAAACCAAUGUGCUGGAUAUGCAUGUGUCACAUGACAAUUUGGAAUCAGAGAGCAAUCCCAGUUUCAUCAUUCUUGAUACUGAAGGUGGAACUGUAGCCCCACCAAAAUUUGGUGCUAAUGAGUUGACUGUUACAGAUGAUUCCCAUAAACUGUUAGUGCAUAUAUCAUUGUCAGAGACACACUCUGAAUCCCAUGGGCUAUUUAGUGAUGUCCAAAGUGGAUUCUGGAAAACUGAUACUGUGGAUCAGAUAAAAGGAUCAGGUGAUGAGAUAGAGACCAUCAAAGAAACAUCUCCAGGUAUUUCUGAUACUGAAAGAAGUACUGUAGAAACUAGCAACAUAAUGAUGGUUCAGAACAAGUAUAAGCACAUUCUUCCUGUAGAAAACAGUCAAGAACCUGAGACAGAUGCAGAUGACCUGUAUUUGAAUGGUUUCUCAGGUGGUAGAGAUCAAAAAUCAACAGCAAAAUCAAGCUUUAUUUCAGUUAUAAGAGACAAUCAUUCUAUCGCAGAUGUUAAAUAUCUUGAGGUGAGUGAUACAGAGCAUUUAACUCAGCAUUCAGCAUUCAUUUUUACAAAAAAACAUGUAGACACAAACACAGAUAUCAAGGACAUGGACAUGUGUGAGGAUGAGUACCAUAAAAAAGACACGUCCAUUAUUUCUGACAUUGUCAGGCACGUGGAUUAUGACAUAGUGGCUAUGGAGGCUGAUGGACCGGUUCCAGCAGAAACUCGACAAGUGCUAUCUGCAACAUUAUUUGGUUCACCCACUAUAGGAAUGACUUCCCCAGAUAUUGAAAUGUAUAGUGGCAGUUCAACUGACACUGAAGGCAUUGUUAGAUCUGAAGAUGCUGAAGAUAUUUUUUGUGGUUCUCAUGCAGAUACUGCAACACCAGUGGAUUUGGAUUUAGGCACUGAGGACCAUCUCUUGUCAACCAUUCACAUGCAACACACUCAUAAAUUCAAUAUAGUUGCACCUGAAGAAGCUGGUCAUGUAAAAGGAGGUGGAGACAUUCAGGAAAUUGUCACCAAUGAUGAAACAUCACAACAGUACUACCCUGAAGACCAUAUUUGUGUAGUAGAUGUAGAAGACCAAGUGUGUGUAUGUGUUGCUGCUGAGGAUGUCACACAAGAUACAGUGUGCAUCUGCAUUGGGAAACAUCAUGGUGAGCUGACAAUGGAAUGGAAUGCUUCCUGUGGGUCUGCAUCAUCUCACAGUGGUAGCUGGAAUGCCACUCAGGAACAUGAAGAAUGGGCUGCAAAAUCCCAAGAAAAAGACAAGCACAUUCAUUCUACAAAAUCAGGACAAUCACCCACAGAUGUAUCAAGUGGCGACAUGGCCAGAACAUCCCCCAUCAUUGUAGGGGUAAUGGAGAAAUCUGUUCUGAAACAUGAUGUCAAGAAGGAAGGUUUGUCAAGCACAGAGGUUGAGCCUACAGUGACAACAGAAUUAGAUCAUGGACUUUACAGAGCUUCAGAUGACUUUAUAGCCGAGGAGAUGAAGUUAAUUCAAGGGGCAUUUUGCAUGAAAGCAGCCUCUGAAGAAGUGAAUACAAAAACUGAUACUGUUCCUAUUUCUGAUUUAAGAAGUAAGGAAGAAGUUGGGGAAUUGUUAUAUUUGUCAGAUCUACCAAAAGUGACACAUGAUGAGUUAAAAGACACUAAAAUAGAUUCUGAACUCAUAAAUAUAAUAAAGGAUGACCAUAAAGUAGUGGCUGACAAGGCUACAAGUGAUGCCACAUUUGGAAUAACAAGAGAUGUUCAUGAUCAGGUCAAAAAAACAGAACAUGGAAUUACGAGAAUUGAGUUUAUGGCGGAAGAUGAAACAGUAAUCUUGUCUGAAGAAAUGAAGGGCACUGUCAGCGAUGACAAACUCAGACUCACAAAAGAUGCUUAUGGUCAACCCACACAAGUAGUUCAGGAAGAUAAACAAAGGGACAUGAUUGAGAUAAGUGGCAAGUCUGCCAGCGAUUUUGAAAUUAAAGAAUCAAAAGAUGAUAUGAAUGACAUGUCUCAAGAAAUAAUAGUAGACUGGAAGUUAAAGCAGUCUAAACCAUUAAUUUCAGAUGAAAAAUCAAUGAGCGAUAUUAUAACAUUGAAAGAAUCAAAGGAUGCAGUGGCCAUUGAUAAUGUGAAGGGAAUGUCUCAAGAGGAAAUAUUAGGCACAGAGGGGAAAAUGUUUAAGUCAUUACUUUCAGGUGAAAAACUAGAAGAAGAAAUUACACAGCUUAAAAAAUCAAAGGGUACAGAAAUCGCUGAUGAUUUAAAGGAUAUUUCACAGGAGAAAUUGCUAGACAGGAAGAUUCAGGAGUCUACAUCGUUAAUUUCAGAUGAAAAAACAGACAGUAAAAUUUUAAAUGUUACAGAAUUAAAAGAUGCAGAAAUAAUUGGCAAUUUAAAAGACACAUCUCAAGGAAACUCAGGAGAUAAGGUUUGGGAGUCUAAACAAAAAAUUUCAGGUUAUAAAUUACAAGCAGAUAUUUCAAAAGAUAUAGUUAAAUUAUCUACAGAAGAGGGCAGGAAAGGUUUAGAAGAUAUUAAAGGGAAGGAAAUAAAGCCAGCAGUGACUGCUGAGCCCUCUGCCAAAGUAAGAGAGAUUCAGUCAGAUACCAAACCCAUUGUAACAACUCCAACACUGUCCCGACGAGGACUUGGGGGUUCACAGCGCUUGUCCCGGGACCAGCGCCCACCUCCACUUGAUGUCUCUAAUCUCAGGAUGAGUAGUGAAGAGGGAACAGAUGAAGACUUUGAUGCAGUAAGAUACAUAGUGACUGAGCCUGGUGAUGAGGAUGUACCAAAACAACAAUUCCAAGAAGAGAGCAUUUAUCGCAUAAACUCCUCUCCAGAUAUACUGGCAGAGCCUCCACUUAGAGAAGCUUAUGCUAGACAAAUACCAACUGUUCAAGUCACAGAGGAUAUCAGAGACACUUCGGUGUUAGAGAUUUCAGUUGAAGCAAAAGGAAAAACAUCAGACAAUGAAAUUGAGCAAGAAAUGGCUCAUGUACCACAAGUACAGUCUCAUAUCUCAGAAAAGAUUCAGACAGCAACAGUAAGUGGACAGGCUCAUACACAGCUUGUAACUAAAUCUCCUGAACCUACCAAACAAAUGCCUCAACCAUUUAUGCCAGUGGAAGAGAUCAUUGAACAGCCCCUGAUAACAUUUGACACUGUAACAGAGUUACAGAUACCCACUCUAGUGCCCAUAGAAGAAGAUGAAGAUGAAGUGCACAGACACAGGCCAAUGUUUCGCAUAGAAUCAGAUGAUUCCACAGACCAGGGACUGGAGGACAUUGAAGCACUUAUUGAAAAAGCAAAUCGUGAACUUGCAUCAGAGCUGGAAAGAGCAGGAUUGAAGAUGUCAGAUGCUGGUGAUGAAUCUUCUGAAGAAGAGGAGGCAGACCUCAGUGUACAUAUUCCAAAAUAUGAGCUUGAGGUAGUUGAAAAGGAGGUUGUUAGAGCAAAGGAACCUGAUCCUAAACAGGAAAAGAAGCUGCGUCGUGUGGAGCGGCGAUUUGAACGAAUGGCAUCAGAAACAUUGGAGAAUGAAGCUGCAGUGGAAGGCAGCAGUACACCUGAAGUUGAGCAUCGCCGUGAGGCAGAAUUUGAUCGAAUGGUAUCACAGCUUUCAACAGAAGAGGUUGCGGACUGUCAGCGAGAAUACUCGCAGCUAUGGGAUGAAGGGGGUUUGACACCAUCUGAUGACUGGGAUUCGCGUGAUCCUGACACACCAAGUGGUGAGUUGGAGGAAGACUGCACCACUGAAUCACCACCAGAGAGCACCAGACCACUAACAACAGAGUUGCCGGAUCGCUGGGAACCCAAGGCGGAGGAGCCUCUGACCUUACACCCGACUCCAAGCCCCCGCCUUACUCCAAAACCAGAAUCCCGGGAAGAUAUAACUUCUCACCCCCAUACAUCCCCGGUGAAACCAGUAACUCCUGGGAUUUCUGGUGAAGUUUCCCCUGUGUCCCACAUACCAGUUCACAGAGUCAGCAUUGGGAUAUCCCCUUCUGAAGCACUAGAGGUUUCAAAGACAGACAAAUUAAAACCAGAAGGAGGGCAGGAUAUUGAGGUAGACAUCCAGAGUUACUCAGACAGGAAGAAGUUUUGGGAGAACAUGACAACAGGUCAAGUAAAGACUACUAGUGACACAGUAAUUAAACAGCAUACUCUGAGCCAGGAGUCAGUUGCACCACCAUUGCCCAAGCCAAGGUCUUCAGGACCAAUUUCUUCACCAUUAAUAUCAGUACUUCAGGAAAGUGAUGUGAAGUCAGAAACAGAGAGUGAUACAGAUACCAUAACUUUUAGUGAUUCUACAAUUCGUGUCCAUCCUCCAUCAGCCUCAGUGAGGAAGCAGUCCAUGUUCACUGGCUCCUCAGACACUUCUAACCAUGAAGGAUCUGAAACGGAAGCCACGGACAUAGCAGUGAGCCAGAUCAGUGGUGUACCAACUACAGUUUCAUCUGCAGUUACGGUGUUCACCCAGCAGCACUCUCACACUGAAGAUGAGGAGGCGAUAGGGAGUAGUGAUUCAGAGGCAGAAUAUCUUGCCAAGUGUAUGGACAAACCUUUAGCAUAUGAGAACACAGCCUUUGUUGAAGAUGAUGGAAGUAGCAAGCCCUCAAGCCGCUCUGGGUCACUAGAUGACAGCAAGGAAAUUCCAGUAAUACCAGGGAAAAGAGCACUGUUUGAAAAGAGUUUGGAACAAACGCUGCCAUUAGCGGCAUCAAGCAAAGUUUAUGGGAGAUCAGCGUCUUUACCCACUGAUGACCUCAUUGCCUUUGAUCACAAUGGUGGUGUGCGUGCCAAGAAGCAGUAUUUUGAGGCCCAGAUUAAAAAAGAAAUGGUCGUGGAACAGCUUAUGACACAGCUUGAAGAAGAAGCUUCUCCAGAACACAAAGCAAUCUCCCAGGCUGCAGUGGAUCAAGAUAACAUAUCAGUGGAAAGUGGAAGUUACGUAGGUUCUUUGAUGGAAGAUGUGAAGUUAAAACAUAUAAGUGAUAUCAGAUCCACAAGUAUUACAGAUGCCCCAGAGAAAUAUGUUCAGAAGCCAAGUUAUGUAACUGAAGAUGAUAAAACUGAAUUAGAAGUAGAUAAAGUUUCUGGAACGAAAGCCGUAAGUGUAAAGGACAUUGCUAAAGAUUUUGAAAAGGAAUCAUUUGCUCCUUGUCAAGGAGUGGUGGUGCCAAGUACAAGCCUUCAUGAAGCUUCAGAUUACACAUUAAAGGGCGCUGCUGGAGACUUUGAGCAACAGAUAGUGAAACCAGAACUACUACGAGAUGUUAUUGAAGAGGGGAAAGCAAUGAAAGACACUGAGUCUGCUUUUGAGAGUAAGGUGCAGGCUUCGGUGCCUGAAGUUGCAGAUGGAUUGACAGGGUCAGCUACAGAAGAUGAUGCAACCAUUAUAGAGAAUGUCAUGGAAAUGAGAUAUGAUGUAAGUGACAUUGAUUUCCCCUCAGAAACCCUGGAGGAAGAGACUGCCAAUCAGCUAGCAGAUGUGAUACACUUCAAGACUGAAAAUAUUACAAAACCAUCAGAUUCACUUGAGGUACAUGUUGACAAAAGUGAAAUUGAGGAGACAGAGAAAAUGUGUGAUAUUGAGGAAGAUAUAAAAGGAGUAGACCCAAAUAGAACAGAGGGUGAAGUGAUACCGUCCAUAACUGUGACCUUGUCUGGGAAACAGAAGAGAGAUAGCUGUAGCCAAGGCGAAAGCGAAGAUACGGCUUCAGAAUCAGAUGUCACUCCUGAGGAACAUCCAUUGUACCAACCAGAAGAACAUGUUCACGAUACGGUAUGGGAGGUUCCAGUACAAGAACAACCAGAAUCCUUACUUAAAGAAACAGUGGAGGACAUACCCAUUGAGAAACAAGUAAUUGUAGAAAAAGAUGAAGACGAAGGCAGCGAGAUGUCACUGAAGAUGUCAGAGGAAGAAGCCCGAAUCAUUGCAGAACAAGUUGUGGAGAGCAUCGAGGCAGAAGUGGCUAAACGAAGUGACCUAAUCGCUGACACAGUGUCGCCACCUGUUCCGCCACCAGAAACUGCCGAAUCACAAGUAACAGAAUAUCUACGCCAACUGGCCAGCAAGGAGGAACUGGAACCUCAGGAGGUUCAACUAAUGGAGUCAGUGCUGGCUCGAAAACACCGAGAAGAGAUGAAGAAACUGUCCCGCACGGACACGGGUACAUCUAGCAUGGAGAUUACGGACGAGGACCUACGCAGCAGUGGCGUCGAAACGGACUUAUCGCCACUUGACAGUCACGUUGGACGAGUACAAGAGCGUGCAAUGUCGGACGAUACUCAACACGAUGACGUAAGUGUAAAGUUACAAGGCGAGGAAGUUGUCGAGAAAACUUUGGCUGAGGUGCGUGAGUCUUUAGAAGCAGCGCAGGAACAACUCAUUGAGCAGCAUAUGAAGAAGGAGGAAGUCGUUCAGAAGAAGGAGUCGCCCUCGGAAUUCGAAUUUAAGGUACUGACAUUUGAAAAGACGCUUGGCGAAAGUAUCAAAGAAUCUCAUUAUGAAGAGGUAAGUGCUACUGCCGAGAAUGUCGAGUCUAUGAACGAUGGGGUAACAAUCAGCCAGACCACGGAUAUUGGUAUGAAGGAGAAAGAUGAUUGGGUUACAGAAUUAAAGAAUGUCGAGAGAACAGAAAUUAGUGUCGGCAAAGAUGGCACUCAGAAAAUUACAGACACUAAACAGCAGAUACUCGAUGAACGCGACGUUAAAUGCAAGGAAUCUAGGUUCGAAGAUGCUGCAAUGAUGAGAAAGGAUGAGGGCCUGACUGGUGAACACCGUGUAUCUGCGUCAUUUUUGGAUCAAGAAGAGUUAUCUUCAUUAUGCAAGAUAACAGAAACUCAGACAGAAACAGAACAUGGAGUUCAGGCAACGAAAGUCACUGAGAACAAGGGUGUUAGUCAGGCUGUGAGUGAGGAAAAACUUGUGAUUGAGACCAAACUGGAAGAGGGUCAUGAUGGAUCAGCGUAUGAAAAAGAGGACAUUACACGAACUCAUACUGAAAGCUCGAAGUUAGAAGAGAAAGAGACGAAAAUACAGGAAGGCACAGAAGAAGAUCUGAAGACUGCAUUCAGGGGUCAGACAGAUUCUUGUUCGGUGGAAGAAAGAAAAGUGGAGAGGUUAUCAACGUCUACAGUUGUUGACAAAAAGGAACGCAGUACCGAACGCGAGACUUCUGUUUCGGAGACAUCGAAGUCAAAUCAAAAAACAGAAGAAGCAACGAAGACGGAACGAAAAGUUGAAAUUAAGAAAAUUUUCAAAAUGGAUUCUGAUGUCCUCGAAACGACUACGAUAGACCAAGUAAUGCCAACAUUGACUGAAGGCAUUGAACUAUCGCACGAGUCUAUCCGUUUGACAGAAAAGGAGAUGAUACGAACAUCAAGCGAAGAGUCACAGCGGUCUCUGUCUCAGGACGAAUCCACGAAGUCACCUGUGGACUCAUCUUCAUCUUCAGGACGUCGGGCCGAGACGGAGACUGUUCGAGUUGUUGAACGUCCAGAUGGUACUGAGGCGAUAGUAGUCGUCCUACGCCAUCCCCAACAGUCUAAGCCAGAUGCCGAAUCGUCUAGUUCUGGAGAGAGAAGUGGUAGUGCGACAUUACGCGCCGACAGACGUUCUGGUGCUGACUUCGAAGCUUGGUCAAGUUCAGGUGAAAGCCAUUACCACUCCUUUGAGCAGACCUCAGAAAGCGGACGAACUUCAAGUCGCCCUUGUUCGUCAGAUAUUGAAGCUCUGAUGGCAGGAGUUGGUACCGCUGGAUCGUCUGAAUAUGAAUCUGCCUUGACAUCUCAAGAAUUUUCAGCUCGUUCUGCAUCUCAUGAUUACCACACAGCUGUCAGCUCUUUAAGCUCUCGAGACUCAAUGAAAUCUUUGGACUCCGAAAGUUCUGGUCACCUGGCUAGUAUUGAAAUCUCAAGUGAGGCCUCAGAAACUCUAGUUCCUUCUGCGUUAGAAUUGGAAAAGGAUAUGGAAGGAGCCUCAGGAAUGUUGGUCAUGGAUGACGAAGACAUUGAACAUCGGGAAUUGGAAUCUUCUCAGCCGCUAGGUAUGGAAGCAGUUGUGGAAACCUAUGACGAAGUUCCUCAUAUAAGCGAUGGACGACAAAGCCCUUUCGAAAUAAUAAGUGAAUCAGACGUACUUGAUUACCAUAGCGAGGAUAUAGGUGGGUCGGAGGACGAAGAAGUUGAUAUUGCUGAAAGCAAAGGAACUCCUCCAACUUUGUCAACUGAUGAAUCAGGAGAAGAUGAAAGGCCACACUGCAUGAAACGAUCACAUGAGAUGAUUUUCCAGCCAGAACCGAUGCCUAUCAUAACAGAUAGUCCUUUGUCUGAAUCUGGUACUGAAGAAAAAUUUGGUUCUAGUGUAGAGGAAGGUAGCAUUCUCAGUGUGAGUCUGUCAAGUGCAUCAGAUGCCGCUGGUCUCAGGACAGUGAUAGAGCUCUCGAGGGCGGAUUCUGAACGUAUGGAUGUGUCGGUCACUUCAGAACAACUAACGGUGUCAGGUACCUCGGAACAGCUCAGUCUGGAGGAAAUAGACCAAACGACACUCACAGAAACUCAAUUUGUUGAAUCUGGAACUUGCACUUUCCCCACAUCGAGUUCAGGUCGCGACUUACACCUAUCAUCUGUUACAAUCACCACUUCAUCUGUGGAUGAGUGUGGUGUUCAAAGCGUGUGCACUCAAGUGACAUCUCAGUCUCAUACACCUGUCCAGAAAGAUGAAGACGAUGAUGGUAGUCAGGAACGAACAACGGAGAGACAUAGUGAUGACUUUCCUCAGAGUAAUGGCCCCACCCAAGUUGAUUACGUUCCAGAAUAUGAUGAUGAUUACGACGAGUCUCGGAAACGUCACUUGGGACAUCGCCGAAAGGAAAGCACUAGUAGUUUCAUACCUUCUGUGUUGCCAAUUAUGACAUCUGCUGCACCAGCACAAAUAGCUAGGCCCUUACCAGAUUUGAGUCCAUUGAAAUUUGAUAUUAUUGAAGGUGUCGAAGACAUGGCUGAAAGCGAUAAAUAUAGUGAGACAGGGACCCUCACACUGAAGGAGGUUUGCAGUGAUGAGAAGAAAGAUGUUGAUGAAGCUGAGAGACUGGAAGAAGAAUCUUAUCAGACUGAAGCAGACCAAGGAUUUCAUAGAGACCUUCGUGAGGGAAGAGUUUUACUGGAAGAUGUUGCGGGAAUUGAGGAAGAUGCUGAGGGUGAACUUGACACAAGUAGACCACAGUCACAAGUCAGCAAGUCAGAUUCUGAAGGGCAUCGUCCAGUGUCUUCAGGCUUCUCUGAUGAUCGUCCAGACUCUGAACUGGCCGAAUUGCUGAAACAGUGCUCAGAUGGAGGAAAAGAUCUCGAAGAUCCUAUUGAGAGGCCCCUUUCUCCCGAGCCAGUUGAUGAAUGUGAAAUCAAAGAUGACACACCUGAAUUUUCCUCUGAGGCUCAAGCAAGUGUAACUGAGUUGGAAAUGGAGUAUUCUGGUGCAUUUAGUCGUUCGGUAGAAUAUGCUUCUCAUGUAAGUCCGAUCCGUGAAGAGCGCAUUGGAAUGCAAUAUGAUGAAGCCUGUAGUGUGAUUGAACAACAUUCUGAUCGUGAGGAUGAUAUGGCUGAAGCGGAGGCUGCAUUUCAGAUGACUGCUCAUGUAUUCUCCGUUGUACCUCCUUCCCUUCCAGCAACAAUACCUGAGGAUCUGGCUGCAGAGAAGCAUGAGUUAGAGACCCGAGACAGGACUUUGAAGGAAAGCAGGAGACACCAGGAUAUAAUAAUGACAUCUCCAGCUUCCAUACCAGAUAUCACAGUAACCCAACAUAUGACUCCGUUAGUGGAUCGCGGGUUUCACUACCCUGAUUUUGAAUUGGAAGAUGAAUUAAUGGUAGCCAAAUCUGCCCCCCAGACACCUGCAUCUGCAUCAAGUAGAGCCUCUUCAGAGACUGAGACUGAUCAAGGUCGUGAAUAUGUUUUAGAGGACGAAGAACAUGAUGAUUAUAUUCGUGAGGAACCUGAGCUUGAACACAGUCAAGAAGAUAAACAUAUCGAGUGUCAGUCCAUGGAUGAAGUCUCAGUUACUGAAGACAAAACUGUGUAUGAAUCCGAAGUCAAGGAAGGUAUUAAAGCAGAGCCUGCUUCACCCACAUCUGAAUCUCCAGAAACUGAUUCUUUUGAAAUGUUGGAAAAACCAGAUCUGACAGAUGAGUAUGUUGUGAUUGAGGAAGUUGGAAAAGAAGCUGAAGAACAUGACACAGAGGGGAAGAGUGUCCAGAUUCAGAAGAAGUCUCAGGUUGUGAAGAAAAAGCAUGACCCGGGUGAUGAACUGAUUUCUUCACCUCCAGCACCUGCUACACGCAUGACAGAACUGAAGUAUUACCCUGAGCCUGGAGAAGACAUGGGUCCAUUUCCAUUUGAUUCAGACAGCCCUCCAAAUGCAACUGUAACCAAGAAGUCUGUUGGUGUCCGUGCUCAUGAUUUGGGCUAUGACGGAGAAGAAGGUGAAUAUGAUAAGGAUGUUGAGGCUGGAAGAAAAUGGAUUGAGAUGCAGUUUCAAGGUGACACUGCAGCAGCCACUGCUGUUGCUGGGUACGGCUAUGAAAUGGACUUUGAACGUGGUCCACUAGAAGAUAUUAAAGAAGAGGAAGUUAAUGAUUUUGACCAAAGCAGUAGUAAGGUGGGCAGCAUGGGCAGCUACAAAGGAUCAAUAGGCAGCUUUGGAAGUGUGAAGGAGUCACUCAGUAGUACUCCAGAAUAUGAUGUCCUAGCAGGACGGAAGUUUUUUACUCGUUCCGGUGAGCACGAUGAUGUAUCUAUGAGCUCACUUCAGGAAUUUGAACAGUUAGAGCAUCAGAUUGCCUUGGAGGCUUCACGUAAACGUUCGCAUGGCUCUCAGGAUUCAUUGAAUGGAAACAACAAGCGGUGUGGUCGCAGUGGUCAAGGUGAUGAUGUGUCAUUGUCAUCUCUGAAAGAGUUUGAGGGCUUAGAAACAGCCUGCAUUGAAGCUGCCAAGAUUGAAACCCGGGCUAAGGAGGAAGAAGCACUUUUGUCAGAAAUUGAAGAAGGCCAUGAGAGUCAAGUGUCUGAGUCUGAGAGCUGUGAGACCAUGUCUGUAAGUGAUGGACGAGGAGUUUUGGGAGGAGGUGGUGAAAGUGUUGAUUCUGAUGACUACGAGAAAAGAAUGUUUGAGAUUGAUGAGAUAAUCCGGCAGGCACAGUCAAAUGUUGAGCGGUUUGUUGACCCCAAAGAUGAUGUAACAGAAUCCGUUGGUCGUGGCGAUUCUUUGGAAGAAGUGGCACGUGUACCAGAGCUUGAUCUUGACCAACCAUUGUAUUUGUUUACUGGCAAAGUGACUACUGGUUGGCGUGAGGCAGGAAGUGAUGUCAUGUGUACCAGCUCUGACUCACUGGAAAUGAAGGACAAAUCAAGUGCCCUACAUGCCAGCACAGACUCACUAGACCUCAAGACAAUUGCUGAUGUGAUGACUACUAGUGCUGAUUCUGUUGAGCUUCAAAUGCAAUUGUCUGGUCGAGGUGACAUCAUGACUGAUUCUAUGGAACUACCCGGUGAUUCUGCAAUGAUGGCUACAUCGACAGAUUCCCUUGACCUUGGUGGAGGUGCUGCCGCUGGAGCAACUGUAAUGACUGACUCUAUUGAGGAAGAAGAAGAGGAAAUGUCCGUGUUGGGGCAGGCAGAAGGCCAAGGUUCGGGGUCUGGAGGACAUGAUCAGAGCAGUUCCAGUGGACGUGAAGGUGACUUUAGCUCAUCAGGAAAGGAUGACAAUAGUGCAGAACAUGGUCGUGUGCCACCACCUCGAUCAGAUAUGAUGCUUGGUAGCACAGAUUCUUUAGAACCUUCCAGUUCCACAGCAACACAUGCCACAUAUCAGUAUGAAACAGAUUCUGUUAUGUCAUCAAGCUUUACUAGUGGAGGCUCUAACACAAUGGUCUCAAGCACAGACACUUUGGACCCUACAGGAACUGGAGCUGGAGGGCUGGAUGCUAUCGAUCUUGCAGCAGCUGCACGUUCUGCAGGGGUUUGGUUUGAUGAUGUGAAUGGCAGUGGAGGAAAACCUUUUGUUACAGAAGUCAUUGAACCAUCAGAAGAGGAUGAGUUUUCUCAUACAAUACGGCGUACUGUUGAACUCCCACCAGAAAUUAGGAAAGUGUCUUUUCAUGGGCCUGAUGCAGAGAGGGCUUUAAGAGAAUAUGUAGAACGUUUUGCCCCUGGUGAUGAUGUUUCUGAAACUCAAGAAGUUGACAGUGAGGGUAAUGUUCAUAUCAAACGUGUUGUUCAGCGUCGAGUUGUGGUCCGUUCAGAAGACAUGACAGAUACAGAAUUAACAGGACCUGAACUUGAGGAAUACUUGAGACAUGUGUCCAGUGGAGAAUAUGAGCAGGCCUCAGGAGAGGAUGUCCCUGAGUCUGACUAUACACACCUCAUGACUUCCAUCACCGGUGGUGCAGAAUCAUUCACUUCUCCUCCUGAGGUGGUAACUCACCAUACCUAUGUCACACGUCACAUGAUCCACCCUACCCCUGGGGCUGUAGUUACUACCACCACCCAGCAAGGACUAACCACCACCACCACCCCCAACCUAACAGGUGAUUUGGUGCUUGGUGAUUGGGAGCAGCAUCAGUCAGUAAGCAGAGAAGAGUCAGGCAUGCAAAGAGCUACUCGUGGUGUCCAGCCACAACCACCAUGUCGCCACCCACCACUGCACGACAUUAGUAUUGACGAGGAUGACACAGAAGUGGACUUUCAUGAGCAUGACUGGCGCUUCGUCUCAGAGCCUACGCCUGAAUUACCUGCAGAAGAGGGUGAAGGGAUUGCGCCUGGAGAUGCAGCAGAGAAUGUUUUUGAGACAACUCAGACACAGACCAGAGUUGUUGAUGGCAAAACAGUGACUACAACUACAACCACUAAGACAACAAAGGAACAGGGAAGCAUGCAGGAACAUCAUGAUAAAGAUUCCUUUGAUAAGGAUGAUUUAGGAAAGCUGAAAUAAGUCAUCCCACUCUCAAGGACAUUUGAGAUGGGUUUCUACCACCAGCAUCAGCCCUUACUAGAACACUUCUCACAUUUCAAACCAAUGUAUAUAAAGUUUGACAUUGUUUAAAGUUGAGAAAAGAAAUUCCACAAACAGUACCAAGAAAUAACACUGGUCCUUGAAAUAGUACUGUCAGGAGUAGAUGCUUCAUUUUUGCUUCUAAAACUGCCAGUGGAAUAAUAGAUAUAUAGUUUGGGGAUUAGUGUUAUCCCUUCUUAUUCAGAUUUGACAUAUUAUCUUUAAUCUCCAUACAAAUAUAAUACUGCCUGGCACCCAUAUUUGGAUCAUUUUUACAUUACUUUUUUUAGUAAGUAUGUGAGUAAUUAAAUAUCAUCACUUACAAAGGAAAAUAGGGGAUAUGCCAUACCUGAGUCAGCAGACAUGUGCUCUUAGUAUUGAAUCCAGAGUUGUUCUAUUCUUAUCGAAUUACUCAUGUGAUGAGUGUAUUAUCAGAACAGAGGCUGUGUAACAUAUUUUGUUUGUCUUUUGUGUUUUUAUUAUGUUCUCUUCCUAUAUUUAUUAUAUAAUUACUUGAAAACUGUUCUUCUGUCCGAUUGGUGUGCAGAUUAAAGCAUUAAGUGAGAAAACAUACAAGUACCAUCUCUGAUUCAUAUGAACAAUUUGUGAAAAUCAUGGAGAGGUCUAGACCAGUUGCAGCUGUGAAUCUGUUGUCGCAGAGAUGCAAUUAUUUAUGAUUUAUUUUUAGACAAAUGCAUGCACAUCUUAAUAUUAAUUUUGAAUCCCUUUAAUUUUACAUCAAAUAUAUCUUAAUUUCAGUAAUAGAAAUUUAAAUGAUUGUGUAUUUAUUUUAAAACUUUGGAGGACAUAUUUAGCACGCACUUUUCUUGAAAUUUACACAUUGUGUAAACUGCAAAGCUUUAUGCAUUAAAAGGAACAUUUGUCAUUUCUAGCUUGAUGAAAUAUAAUCUGCUAGUCUCCAUGGUGAUCAUUUACUAACAGAAGUCAUGAAACGUUUUAUCACAUGGUAUUGGCAGUAAUGUUCACUUUGUUAAGGAAAUGGCCUAUUUUACGCUGGAGAAGGGAUAAUAUGAUUUUUCUAUACUGUCUUGAUAAUGUAAUAGUUCAGUAAAUGCGUCUGUUUUCCCCUCUGGGAAGUUUAUAUAUGCCCAUUGUGAUUUCUUCACUGAUACGCAGAAAUUCCUAACAUGACGUCUAUUUAUGAAAGACAUGUUGCCAAUGACAUUACAAAGAAAUUUCCCUGAUUUGUAAAUAAUCAUCCCUAGAUGUUGACAGUUACUGCGAAGAAAUUCUGAAUUUCUUCAUAUGAAAUAUCUCCAAUUUAAAACAUAAUCACAUUGACAAAUAUUGCAAUGAACACUGUGAAGAAACAUCCUUUACUUGACAUUGUAACUAUCACUCCAUAUUUAUAAUUAUUGUAAUGAUUAUCAUGAGUACAUGUUGUCUUAUAUAAAUAUACUCAUUACUCUAUAGUGAUGUUAACUGUUGUAUUAUAUCUAUUAUGUACACAAUAUUUUCACACAUAAAAUAACAUGAAGAGACUCCCCUGAUAUGAUGAAACACAUUAAUUGCUCUUACAGCAAUGUUAAGUGUGUAUACAUCCAUAUACACAAUAUUUUCACACUAAAAUAACAUGAAGUGACUUCCCUGAUAUGAUGAAAUAUACUUAAGCUACUGCACAGGAAUCAUAUACAAAUAUGAAUUCAAAUUUGAGAAGUUGUGAUGGCAGGAUCACAUCUCUCAAAUCUGAAGAGCGAUAUGUAUACCUACUUCGUACUUUAAUAGAGUUAUCUAUUAAACUACACCUGUAUUUUUAAGAAUGGUGUUCUGCCACUUGGUGGUAAUCAUGUUAUAAAUGAAUUAUAUGAGUAGCCCACCUCUAGUACCAUAAGCCUCUGGUUUAUGACAGAUUCAGGAGUGAUAAGCUCAAAUCAUAAAUUAGAGAUUGGGAUGCAAAGUUGCAUGAGUGAUUAUAAAAUUCAGGUGUGCGAUAAAAAUGCUCCUAGUCAAACACAUUAUUAUACUUGAUGAAUAGAUUUGAGGGUAAGAGUAAUAGUUACCUUCAAUAAGUCAUACUUGAAAAUUAUAGAAAAUUAAAAAAUGUACCAUAUAUUAUGUAAUGUAUAAGGUGAAUCAUGCAGAA